AUCGCAGUGCAGUCAGCAGGGCAGUGAUUACACAGUACAGCACUCCGGGGAUUUCAUCGCCAGCAUGGAAACCCCUUUCCUCCUCAAAAUGCCUGCUUCUCAGAAAUCCGCCCGCUCUCUGGCAGUUUGGUAUUACAUUUCACAAUCUCUCCUCCUCACUGAGUCAUUUGGAAUUGACCCGUUUCCUGGCUGCUUUCUGUUCUGAUCACUUCUUGCCUGCAGAGGGGUUGGGAGUCUUGUUCAAAACCUCUUUUGCUGUUUGUUUAUGUUUUCAUCCUUGCAAGGACAGCUUUUUAAUUCAUGAGGAUUCCUGUUUCUCCUGGAGAGAGACUUGGAUUGAAGAGCCAGGGAGAUGUAGACAGAGCAGGAGGCUGCAGCCUGUGGUCCAAAUGGUUUGUGAAAUGAAACUGAAGAACUCCCUUGGGGGCCAUGUGGUUGGUGGUAUCCUAGAGAGACUGAGUGCCAUCACCAUUAACCCCCAGCAUAUUCUGGAGGAGAUCCUACCAAAGGUCCCCGGCACUGUGACUGACAAUGAUGUGCCCAUGCUCUUCCGGGAGCCCUACAUCUACAGUGGCUAUCGGCAGGUGGAGCAGGAAUGGAAAUACUACCUUCUGAGCCUCUUCCAGCAACACAACGAGGCUGUCAACGUCUGGACUCACCUGCUGGCUGCUCUGGUGCUUCUGGUCCGUUUCCGAGCCUUCCUGGAGAUGACCUCUCCAUUCCCGACUGUCUACAGCCUCCCGCUUUGCUUCUUUGUGGCUGCCUGUGUAACCUACCUGUCGUGCAGUGUGCUAGCCCAUCUCUUCCAAUCCAAGUCGCAGCUGGCCCAUUACUCUUUCUAUUUCCUGGACUAUGUGGGUGUGGGUGCUUACCAAUAUGGCAGUGCCCUGGCUCAUUAUUAUUACUGCAUGGAGCCUGAGUGGCACCAGGUGAUUCGCCCCUUCUUCUUACCCUUUGCUGCCAUUCUGGGCUGGCUCUCCUGUUUGGGCUGUUGUUUCUCCAAAGUCCACUUCCAGCGGCCUUACCCCAUCACCCGGAAGGUGUGCCAGGUGGUGCCCGCCUUUCUGGCCUACGUCCUGGACAUCAGCCCCAUUGUCCACCGGGUUGCCACCUGCUGGGCCCGGGGUUGCACUGACCAUGCUGUCUGGUACCACACCUGGCAGAUUAUUCUGUUUGUCAUCGCUUCUGGCUUCUUCUCUUACCCAGUGCCAGAGAAGUAUUUCCCGGGAAAGUUCGACAUUGUGGGGCACGGCCACCAGAUCUUCCACAUCUUCCUGUCUCUCUGCACGUUAGCUCAGCUAGAGGCUGUGCUGAUGGACUACAGCAAUCGGCGUGAGAUGUUCUCCAGCUGGGGGGAUGAGCACAUGGUCUACAUCUCAUGCAUGAACUUCAUCGUGCUGAUCGUCUGCAGUGGUGGUUCAGCGAUCUACCUGAGGAGGAUAGUCAAAGAUAAGCUGCACAAGAAAAGGGACUGAGGGAUACGAUAUGGGCCCCUAUCUUCUCUUCUGGAGAAUCUGUCUGUACUCCAAAAAGAAGCUCAUGAUUUUGUUUUGAAUAUAAGCAGAUGUCAAGGCCCAAGGCCAACCCCUGGGUCUUGUUUGCAUUCAUUUGUUGGUGGAGUCUUGUCCGGGAGGGAACUGCUGUCCUUGUGAAUGAGGAGAUACAUGUCUCUGUGUGGGGUGUGUCAGGGGAGGGGUGGUGUCCGUCUAACUUGCAGGAGUGAGGGUCCCCUGUCUCCUGCUGAAGGGCUACAAGAGGCCAGUGGUGUUGCUGCUGUCAGAGCAGUUGGUGGUCUCUCAGUUUGUUCAGCAUCAGAUGCCCCAUACCUGGGAAAAGCUCCUGUGCGUCAACUGAACACCACAAAUGGACUGAGUGGGCACUGGGAAAGAUUGACAGCAAGUGGGCACAACAGCAAAGCUAGAAUUGAACAGGGCGACUCUCACCCAGACAUAGGAAUAGGAAGUUCAGAUAUCCGAAAGGAUAUGAAUAACUAACUUUAAAUAUAACCCAUGCUGUCUCUGCCCUGGGAGUGUUUGAUGGGGACAGUGUACAGUGUGCUUCACUCUUUAUCUCAUCCUGUGCCCUGUGUUUGGACUGUUUGAUUUAAGUGCAGAGAGAGCUUUACUCUCAGUCUAGUCCCAUGCUGUGCAUUCUCUCACAGAAUCUGAUGCGGACAAUGUAGAGAGGGCUUUACUCUGUAUCUAAACCUUGUGCUGUCCACAGAUUGGGAGUGUUUGAUGGGGGACAGUGAGGAAGGAACUUUACUCUCAACCUAAGCACGUGCUGCCCUUGUCCUCGGAGUGUUUGGUGGCGAUAGUGUAGAGGUAGCUUUACUCUGUAUCUAAAUCCUGUGUUGUCCCAACACUGGGAGUAUUUGAUAGGGAUGAUGCAGACAAAGCUUUGCUUUCAGUUUAAAAUAGGAAGCUUUACUUUGUUUCUAGCCCCAAACUGUGCUUGUUCUGGGAGUAUUUGAUGUGGACAGUCAAAAGGGAGCUUUACUGUGUAUCAAACACCUUGCUGUCCCUGUUCUGGGAGUGUUUGUGGGGACGGCGUACAGUUGUUUUACUCUGUAUCUAACUUUGUUUUGUCCCUGUCCUGGGAGUGUUUGAUGGAGACAGUGUCAUGGAAGAUUUCCUUACAGUUCAAAAGAGUCGAGGGAAAAUCACACUAACCCUGUGCUGCCCCUGUCUGGGACGGCUGCUUGGCUGAAAUCUGAAUUGGCGAGUUGUAAGAAUUGUAUGACUGUCCGUAUAUUUCUGUGUGUAAUUUUAAAACUACUCACUAAGUGAAAUGAAUAGCAGGGAACAUGAAUAUCAGAGUCUCUAUUUCUCCUUUUAAUUCUUAAGUAUGACCUUAGUAAGUCUUUAAUUUAUAAUCAGAGACUCUGUAUUAACAACACCAGU
Stegostoma tigrinum is the source of this 2903-nucleotide messenger RNA. RefSeq names its product membrane progestin receptor beta-like. Gene Ontology annotation, biological process: response to steroid hormone. Gene Ontology annotation, molecular function: nuclear steroid receptor activity; steroid binding. The coding region runs from base 390 to 1475 and encodes 361 amino acids. Lineage: Eukaryota; Metazoa; Chordata; Chondrichthyes; Orectolobiformes; Stegostomatidae. The transcript is spliced from 2 exons. The record is from RefSeq and is a predicted model, not a curated record. Gene Ontology annotation, cellular component: plasma membrane.